AUGUUUUCAAAUGAAGACGAAAUUAGCAAUUAUUCAAUUUUCAGUAAAGAAUUAUGCAAGAUUAAAAAAGAAAAAUCGAUAUUAAAUUCAAUUUUCGAGCUUUACUAUAAGCUUUAUCAUUCAAAGCUAAUUGAAGAAAAAUCUCUUCUUAUCCAAAAGGUUGUAGAAUCAAUUGAAAGUGCAAUUUGGUGUAGCCAAAUUGCAAGUUUACUAUGAAUUCCUCAUCUUCCAAUUGCGAAUUGAGAUAAGAAUAUGGAAAUUUGAGAAAUCUUUGGGUAUUCAAGACUGGACAACAUUUGUUCAGAAAUGGACCUCUCAAUUGAUUUCCUUUACUUGUCAAUUUCAAUUACUUUUACACUUUUUUUAAGUAUCAUCGUUUUAGUUUUUAUUAUUUAUCGCUCCUUCAAUAUACCAAGAUUGGUUUUUGAUAUAUUUAAAUGAAUAUUCAAUCUAUGGAUAAUUAUUAUAUUUAUCCCAUCUACGGUAAUAUAUUCCAUAUUUUUGAAAAACAAUAUUUUUGAACAAAAAGUUAUAUCUGAAUACAAGAAUAAUAAUGAGUCUGAGAAAUUUGAAAUAAGCUUAGCUUGGCAAAUUUUGAUAAUUUUGGCAAUGAUUAUUAAUUUUUUGAUGAUUUCGUCUUAUGCAGAAUUUUCGGGAGAAAUAAGGCACUCUGUAAAUCAAAAAAACAUAAAAGCAAGAGCCCACUCUAAAAUUGAAAUGCAUAAAGCAAUUUUUACGUAUUUUUCAGCAAUAGUUUAUGUAUUAUUCGAUGAAGAUAGCAUGAUAUAUUUUCAAUUGAUUGAAAUGAUUGUUGCGAUAUUUAUUACUAUAGAAAUUAUUAUACUUUUACCAUAUUUUUCUUAUUAUUGCAAUUUGAUGCUAAUUCUUCAAUUUUUUACUGUUGCUUUUAUUUCUUUUGGAUUUAUUUUAGGACAUUGAAUAGAUAAUUCGCUUUUUAUUAUUUUAUUUACAAUUUUUGUGUGGCCUCCAUCUAUUCUGCAUGCUAUACACGUUUCUUGAAAAUACCAAAAAAAUUUAAAUUGGAAACUCCCUGUAGGUUUGAUAGGAAUAAAAUCUAAAUAUCAAUUAGAAAAAAUUUUAAGACAUUCAAUGUGUAUAAGCGACAGUGAGCAUAAAACUCAAAUAAUUUAUCUGUUUGAAAAGUUUUUUAUAGAAAAUAUCUUACUCAGAGAUAAGCUUCAGUCCAUUUGAAUUUCAAAUUACUGCCUCUAUACUUUAAAAGAUGAAAAUUUGGCAAAAAUUAAGUUAUGCAAAUCUAAAAAGAUUCCAGAAUGGAAUAUGGAAACAAAUUUUCAGGAAUACUUGUGCGAUAAAAAUAUCAAAAAUUCUCCACUCAGCGAAAGCUCGCAAUAUAUAGACUAUUUUCAACAAUUAAUUAUGAUUAAAAAGAAAGAUUUUAAGCUCUGCAUAAAAUUAUUGAAAUUCUAUGAAGAAAUAACAUCAUAUAAGCCUGAUCUUAAAAGGCUUUCUAAAAGCCUUGACUGGGUAGAUAAAAGAAUAAAAUUUCUUGAUAAUCAUUAUACUGAGUUAACAACACAAUAUUUUUAUUCUAAAGAAUUUUUAGACCUUUAUGCUUCAUUUUCGAAAGACAUUAUCUUUGACUUAGAAAAGUCUAAUUUCCUUGACUCCCCCCCAUCCUUGAUCGAACGACUCGCCAUCGUUCGAUCAAGGAUGGGGGUUAAAAAAAAAAAAUUUUUUGGGAAUAUAUAUUUUCUAUUUACUUUUAAGAGUAUUUAAUAAUUAUUUUUACAGCAAAAAAUUGAAUUAAUUUCAUAAAAUACCAAUUUUUAAUAUUUUGAUUAAUUAGUUACCCCUUUAAAACUGUAUAAAUUUUAAUUUGUUCCUUAUUGAAAUAAAUUUUGUUUUUUUUAAAUUUUAAAGAAUCUCUAUUUUUUAGAUUAUUGAGUUUUUAAGCCUAGGUUGAUGGCUAAAUCACUUCGGAUGGUUGAUUUUGCAACUUUCUGUCGUCUCAAAGCUCUGAAAAUAACUUCAUUAGGUACAUCUUCCCAAGCUUUUGAUAACUAAUAUAUUUUUUAUAUAUAUAAAGAUUUGCAUGAUAUGAAAAUCGUUCGAUCAAGGAUGGGGGGGAGUGAGAGUAAAUUAAAAUCAGCCGACCUCAAUAUGUUAGGCUCGUAUUCAAAGAUCUUGAGCAGUUUUAACGAAACUAAUGGCAUAUUUAUAAUAUCAGCUGAAGAGGAUAGCUUUGGGACCAUUCUUUUCUCAAACUCUGUAGCCAAAAGUAUUACGCAAUCUCUGGUAACUAUUGAUGGGUGUAAUAUAAUGGAUAUUAUUCCUUCUUACUAUCGUGAAAAAAUGAAAGAAGAACUUAAUAAUAUUUUGCAUUACAGCUCAACUGAAGAAAUUGAUUUACGUGAAGGAUUAUUUUUAAAUUUUCACUCAAAUUUUAUAGUAGAGUGCAUUGGAAAAGUAUGCAUAACUUCAAUUGAUAAUUUUUUUAUUUUUAUGUUGAUUUUCAAACAAAAGGAAACAAAAAAUGAGAUAGCAUUAAUUUCUGAAAAUGGAGAAAUUUGUGGGUAUACCAAAAAUUUUCCGAAGGCAGUCAAAAUAAGCUCUGAAAUUUUAGCAGGAUUUAAUAUUAAAAAGCUAUUUUCAGAAGAAAAAGAGUUUGACUUGCAAUGGUCUGUCCCUUAUUAUUUGCAAAAUUGUGAAACUGAGACAAUAUUAAUUUUUUCUUGACAUCAUUUUUAUAAAUUGAAAGUAUUUUAUGUUUUAUUAAUGAAUGAUUAUGAAGAAAUUCAAAAAUGAAAAAACAAUAGCUAUAAUAAUAUUCAAGAAGAAAAUUUUGCUCUUAGCAGGCAGCUUUCCUUAAAGCUUCCUAUGCUAGAAGAAAACAAUUUAUUUAUAAGGAAAAAAUUUUACGAUUUAGAUCUCGUGGAUACUGAUAUAAAUUUAAGUCCAACUAAUAUUAAUAAUACUACAGACGCUGAUUGCAAUUUAUUAGAAAACAAAGACGAAAACAAAUAUCAGGUAUCAGAAAAACCGCAAUUAAAAAACUUAUUACAGAAAGCCUUAAUGUCAGCUAAAUCAAUCAAUAUUUUGCAUGCUGCUUUUAUUAUUUCAGUAUUUUUAAUAUAGAUUAUUGCUGUUUUAAGCGCAAAUAUUUCAGUCUUAUUUUUUGCAAUUUCUAACAUUAAUUUUAUCCGAAAUAUGGAUCUUCCUAUUGUUAUUGGAAAAAUAGAAAAAGGAAUGCAAAAUAUUGCUGCUUCAGCACAAAUACUCUGAGUUUUUGGCAGUAAUACAGAUGAUCUAUCUAAAAUGUUUUUAUACCAAGCCACAACUUUUAUGCAGGUUUUUCUAUCCCGUCUAAAAAGUGUUUAUUCAGAUGUUACUUCUGAUAUUAAAAAGUGAGAUUAUUGCUCAGGAAGACAGAUUUUUUUUGAUGAAAGUAUAUAUCUAUGGAAUUCAGAUUUCAGUAGAAAUGUCAAUUUAUUUGAGAUGAUGUUAAGAUUCAAUCAGCUUGUAAAAAAUAUUUAG
Molecule: messenger RNA, 3516 nt
Organism: Blepharisma stoltei
Lineage: Eukaryota; Ciliophora; Heterotrichea; Heterotrichida; Blepharismidae
Source: the annotation of a GenBank genome assembly